Messenger RNA from Chroicocephalus ridibundus (black-headed gull), 942 nucleotides. It is a transcript of the gene PSMB4, whose product is annotated as proteasome 20S subunit beta 4. The coding region runs from base 40 to 816 and encodes 258 amino acids. The record is from RefSeq and is a predicted model, not a curated record. The transcript is spliced from 7 exons. NCBI's taxonomy places the organism in Eukaryota, Metazoa, Chordata, Aves, Charadriiformes, Laridae. Gene Ontology annotation, cellular component: proteasome core complex.
CCUCCGCGCCUGCGCAACGCGGGCCGCACCGUGACUAAGAUGGAGGUCGGGGGAGCGCGGGCGCCGCCGCCGUUCUGGGCCGAGGGCCCGGCCCCGGGGCAGACCUACAUCCCCGGCGGACCCGGUCCCGCCGCCAGCCUCCUGCCCUUCACCAGGACGCUGAGCCCGAUGGUGACGGGCACCUCGGUGCUGGGGGUGAAGUUCGCCGGGGGGGUGAUCAUCGCCGCCGACAUGAUGGGCUCCUACGGCUCCCUCGCCCGCUUCCGCGGCAUCUCCAGGCUCCUGAAGGUGAACGACACCACCAUGCUGGGGGCGUCCGGCGACUACGCCGACUUCCAGUACCUCAAGCAGAUCAUCGACCAGAUGGUAAUCGACGAGGAGCUGUUGGGAGACGGUCACAAUUACAGCCCCAAAGCCAUCCAUUCCUGGCUGACGAGAGUCAUGUACAACCGGAGGUCCAAGAUAAAUCCGCUCUGGAACACCGUUGUCAUCGGAGGCUACUACAACGGCGAGAGCUUCCUAGGUUACGUGGACAUGCUCGGCGUGGCCUUCGAAGCCCCCACGCUUGCUACGGGUUACGGAGCGUACCUGGCUCAGCCGCUGAUGAGAGAAGUCUUGGCGAAGAAACCCAACCUGACGAAGGAGGAGGCCCGUGACUUGAUUGAGCGUUGCAUGAAAAUUUUGUACUACAGAGACGCUCGAUCCUUCAACAGGUACGAAAUCGCCAUCGCAACGGAGAAAGGCGUGGAGCUGGAGGGACCCCUGACCCUGGAGGCCAACUGGGACAUUGCCCACCUCGUCAGUGGCUUCGAGUGAUCCCCGCCGAGCUGCUCCCGGCUCCUGUGUCCGUGUUCUCACCCUUUACGUAUCUGUAAAUCCGUUACUCCCUUGGAAGCCUUGAUCUGACUUGUUUUGGAAAGGAAAUAAAUCCGUUAAAGAGAA